Molecule: messenger RNA, 4000 nt
Organism: Scomber scombrus (Atlantic mackerel)
Lineage: Eukaryota; Metazoa; Chordata; Actinopteri; Scombriformes; Scombridae
Gene: rrbp1a
Product: ribosome binding protein 1a
Exons: 27
Coding region: 206-3517 (1103 amino acids)
Biological process (GO): protein transport
Cellular component (GO): endoplasmic reticulum membrane
Source: RefSeq, a predicted model, not a curated record
CACAGCAGACCACGGAUCCUCCAGCGGAGAGAGUUGAGUGGGAGAGCUCUGGAAAAAAAAAUCAAGUUAGCUAGAUAGCUGGAUAAAUAGGCAGCUUCACACAGAAGACACUUCAUCUGCAAUUCACAGAUUUCUGCCCUCUCUUCGGUCCUUUUGAAACAAGCAGACGUAUCUACAUAAGCAGGAGGUGAACUGAAAUUGAACAAUGGAUAUCUACGACCCCCAGACCCUUGGGAUAAUGGUGUUUGGUGGAUUCAUGGUGAUCUCAGCUCUUGGGAUCGCUCUUGUCUCCACCUUCUCCAUGAAGGAGACCUCUUAUGAGGAGGCACUGGCUAAACAGCGCAGGGAGUUAGGUAAGAUACAGUCUUCUCGCUCUGACAAAAAGAAGAAGGACAAAACAUCUGAGAAGAAGAGUCGCACAAAGAAGAAGGAUGAAAAGCCCAAUGGAAAGAUCCCAGAGUCGGAAAAAGAUGAAGAGGCCGCUGAAGCUAAUCUAGUCGCUGAGCCUGCUGCUGCUCCCGUUGUAGCCGCUGCUCCUGCCCCCGAGCCUGCCCCAGCUGUCGAGGUUGCGCCAACUGAAACCCCAGCACCAGCAGAAAUCCAACCCAAAGCUGCUGCCGAACCAAGCCCUGCUCUGGCUGAUCCCUCACCUGCACCCUCACCUAAAGAGAAAAAGAAGAAGAAGGUGGCCAAGGUGGAGCCAGCCUCUACCCAGUCAGCUCCACUCGUGGCUGCCGCUGCACCGGUGAAGUCCUCUGCUGCCCCACCACCAACCCAGGCCUCUGCGCCUGCCCCAGCAAAGGCUUCCCCUGCACCACCUAAGUCUGCCGCCGCCCCUGCAUCAACAAAGUCUACGCCUGCCUCAGCCAAAACUGCCCCUUCAACUGCUCCUGCAUCAGCCAAGUCUGCCCCUGCCCCAGCAAAGGCCGUCUCAGUCCAAACCAAGUCUGCUGCUGCCCCAGCUAAGUCGUCACAAGCCACAUCCAAGUCUGCCCCGGUGCUUGAGGCUGUCACUAAAGACGUCCCAGUUAUGGCAGUGCCCCCGGUGGGAUCUCAGCAGACUCCUGCUGCUGCACCAAAAGCACAGGAGCCUAAGAAGAAGGCCUCCAAGAAAAAAACUGAGAAUGUGGUGGCGGUGGAUUCGGCCGACGCUCCGCUGUACCUGCCCUACAAGGCUCUGGUGUCCACCAUCAGUAGCAUGGUGUUCAGUGAGGCAGAGGCUCAUAGGCUCAUUGAGAUCCUGUCUGAGAAAGCCGGCAUCAUUCAGGACACCUGGCACAUGGCCACUCAGAAAGGAGACCCAGUGGCCAUCCUGAAGAAGCAACUGGAAGAGAGGGAGAAACAGCUGGCAGCAGAACAAGAGGAUGCCUCUGCAGCAAAGAACCGUCUGAGAGAUCUCACAAAGGAGCUUUCUGCUGAGAAGUCCAAGGUGGCCAGUGUGGAGACUAGGCUGAGUUCCCAGCUAAGCAAGAGGGAGCAGGAAAUGAUUGCUUUGCAAGCUCGGAUGCAAGCCAGUUACCAGGACCAGGUAGCCCAGACCCAGAAGCUCAAUGCAAAGAUCGUCAGCCUGCAGGACCAGUUGGAAAAAGGUCCCAAUGCCCAGCUGGCCCGUCUACAGCAAGAGAACUCCAUUCUCCGUGACGCCCUCAACCAAGCCACUAGUCAGGCUGAGAGCAAACAAAAUGCGGAGCUGGCUAAGCUGCGUCAGGAAUGCACAAAGCUAACCAAGGAUCUUGGAGAGAAGACAGAAAGUCUGCUUGCUGAUGAGCACAUCAGGAAAGGGCUGGAGGCCAAGGUUUCCGCUACUGAGAAGCAGCUCUCCCUGCUGCAGGCCAGCCAUACAGAGAGUGAGCAGGCGUUACAGAGGAAACUGGAGGAGGCGUGUGAGGAGCUCAGAACAACACAAAGCAAAAACGGCAGCCUGCAGGCCACUUUGGACCAGGCCCAGCAGGACAGCAGUGCACUCUCAGAAUUUCAGGUGUGUAUGGGGAAAUUGGAGGCCGACAUCAAGGAGCGCUCUGCUCAGGUAGAGACCCUCACUGCCCAGCUGGAGGAGACACAGGCAGAGAAAAGCCAGCUUGUACAGCAGGUGGCCUCCAUAAACACACUGCUGGAGGCCAGUCAGAACAAAAAGGAGGAGGAGAACAAUCAGGUUAAUGCUGCAGAGCUUGAACAACUAAAGCUCAGCCUCCAGGAGAGGGACAGCCAGCUGAACACUCUCCACGAGGAACUGAAGCAACUGCAGAUAAAGCAGGAAGCUGCUGAGAACACUAUUGCUGAGGCAGAGAAUAAGAGCGAGGAUGCCAGCCUUAUCACAUCACUUCAGGAUGAACUUAAAAACCUCAAAGAAGAGAUGGAGCAACUUAAGAGCACACCACUGUCAGAUAACUCUGCAGAGCUCGAAUUACUACAGAACAGUGUGACUGAGAAGGAUGCCCUCGUCACAUCACUACAAGAGGAGCUGAGGGAAGCGAGGGAAAAGGCAACCGCUGAUGGAGGCGUAAUGGGACAACUGACAGCUUUUCAAACUGAAGCCAAAGAAACUCUCCAGGCACUCUUUCCACAGAUUCCCGUAGAGACAGAGCAGCCAAACUGGUCGCAAGUUUUUACACAGAAAGCUCAGGAGGCUCUCACCCAACAGAGCCAAGAAUCUCAGUCGAGCACAGAGUCGCCUGAGCUGCUUGAGAAAUUGAAGGAGGCUGAGGAGAGCCAUGCUUCCAUGCAAGCUGAAUGUGAACAAUACAGGACAGUCUUGGCUGAGACGGAAGGAAUGCUGAAACAUCUGCAGAAGAGUGUGGAGGAGGAGGAGUUGGUAUGGAAGUCCAAGAUGGCUAACACAGAGGAACAGCUGAGGGAAGCUUCGGAGAAGGCCAGCAAGCUGGAGGCAGAAAACCAAAGUGUAGAACAGUUGAAGGAGCAGAUGAUGCUUUUGGAGGCACAGCUGGAGAAGCAAUCAGACAACCAGGGGAACUCUGAGGAAAUGGAGCAGCUGAAGCUGCAGCUGUCGGAGUGUCAGAGCCAGUUGGAUUUGGCCCAGAAGGAGGCACAGGCACACAAGGAGGAGCUUGAACAGGUCAGAGAGCAGCUGGGCGAGGUCACGAUGCGGGGUCAGCGAGAAAAGAAUGGCCCAACUGAGGCUCAACCCAGUCAGGUCCAGCACGAGUUCAGCCAGACAACCGAGAAGCUGCAGGAGGAGGCGGCUCAGAGGCUGCAGCUCUCUGAAGAGUUUGAGCAGGCCCAGAAGACUGUCACAGAACUUCAGGCUCAAUUGGAUCUUUUGAAGGAUUCUGCAGAAUCACCACAAGCUGACAUAGAAGAUGUUGCUCAACUCAAGGAGCGCCUGGAGAAGGAGAAGAAGUUGUCCAAAGACCUAGGCCAGGCAGCCACCAAGCUCCAGCAACUUCUCAAAGCCACUCAGGAGCAGUUGACCAAAGAGAGAGACACAGUGAGAACACUACAGGAGCACCUGGAUGGCAAGGGAGAGUACGUGGAAUUGAAGGAAGGAACAUCCGUCUAAGAGGAAGUUCACUGCGGACACUACAGAAAACUGCCAAAUAUGCCUUAUGAUUACCAUAGUUAUGCAUUCCAAAACUAUUUCUUUCUUGUACUGUAGUUGAUUGCAUUUGCUGCAACUGUAGGAUCAAAUGUUUGAUAUUAUGAACAUGUCAAAGAUUAGAGGAGAAAAUCCUGCUGCGAUCUUUAUUGAAACCCACAUUCCAUCAACAAUUCUGGCUAUGUCAGAAGAUAUUUAUCCCCCUGCCUUAUAUUCCAAACAUUUCCCCAUAGUUCAGUGUUAAAAGGGAAACCGAUUGUACGUCUAACGUACAUCAACCUGUGCAAUUACUUUGUAUGUUUUUUUAUGUGGUUGAAUGAUGGGAACAUUUUACGGUUCAACGAUGCAGUACCUUUAGGGCCUGCUUCCCUCUAUAGCUGGCUGCCAAUAACACACAUUGAAUUAGAAUUUGUAUGAAUGAAUAAACUACAGUGUAGCUCUAUGUCA